This is a messenger RNA of Copidosoma floridanum, 2050 nucleotides long. RefSeq lists its product as uncharacterized. NCBI's taxonomy places the organism in Eukaryota, Metazoa, Arthropoda, Insecta, Hymenoptera, Encyrtidae. The record is from RefSeq and is a predicted model, not a curated record.
AUGUUAAUAAAGGAAGAAGGACUAAAGGGAAGUGUUGGAGCCACAACCACGAUCACCUGGGCCGACGAGAUCGUCCACGAAGAAGAAAUCGCCGAAGAACCGGCCGCACCCGUCGAGGAACCGCUCGCUCCAGUCGCGGAGGAGCCGAAAGAGGAGGUCGCGGUGGAGCAGGAGGUCCAGCAGCUGAUCGAGCCGGAAGUCGAGGCCAAGCCCGAGAAGAAGAAAAAGAAGGAGAAGAAGCUCAAGGCCGAGGAGGAGCAGAGCGUCGAUAAAGAGGCCGUCGAGGCGCAGCUCGUUGGCGACGAGGACGGCGUGCAAAAAACCCCAGACGAGGAUACGAUAAAGAGAGUCCAGGAGUACAUAGAAAAGAAGGCCACCGAGAAGAAAAUGGAGGAGGAGAGACGAGCUUGGGAGCUCGAGGAGGCGAGGAAGCACGCCGAGCAGCUCGAGCUUGCGAGGCUGGCCAAGAUCAAGGAGGAGCAGGACAGGCGCAUCGCCGAGAUGAAGGAGCAGGAGAGACUCGAGGCGGAGAGGCGGGCCAUACUGGACAGGGCCGAGGAGCUCAGGAAGGAGGCCGAGAGGCUCAAGGAGGACGAGAAACUCUUCAACGUGGCUAUCGCGCAGGCCAUAGCCGACGAAAAGGAGCGCGUCGCUCAAGAGGAGGAAGAGUUCCUCAAGAGGCAGCUCGAGGAGGAUAAGGAAAAACUGGACGUGGAGUCCGCCACCGACGCGGUCAACGAGAUCGCGAUUGCCGAGGAGCCCCUCUCCGAGGGCCACUCUCUACUUUCCGACCAGGAGGUCGAGGCGAAACCCUACGACGUCGACCACGAAGAAGACACUCAGGUCGAGGAAGACGAGCCCGAAGAGCCCGCCGAGCUCGAGAAUCCCUUCGUCGACGGCGAAGGGGCCGGAGCGGCAGUGCAGGCCGACGAACCCGUCGAAGAAGCCCCGACAGUCCGAACGGGCGGUGGCGCCGGUGAAGAGGGUGGCUUCGACUGGACCGACUUUGAAGAGACCCGAGUCGAGGAGGCCCAAGUCGAGGCACAAACUCCCGAGGUCGAGGAGAAGGGUGACGAGGAGCAGGCCCCCGAAGUCGAGGAGAAAGACGAGGAAGCGCAGGCUCUCGAAGCCGAGGUGAAGGAAGAAGAAGCUCUCGCCGACAAUGAGAAGACGGUGGAAGAGGAAGAGAUCGAAGCGGCGGAGGAGCCCCAGGUAGAGGAGGACGUCGACGUGUGGGAGGGAGUGACCGAGGAGACGAGCUCGUCGUGGAGACGGAUGAGCACCUACAGGCAGGACGUGGUCGAUGACACGUACGUCGAGGAGGAGGCACACGUGGAGGAAGAGACGAAUGUACGGGAAGAGACACAGGCAGAGGAGGAGAUGGAAAAUCAGACGGUAGAGGAGAGGCAGAUUGAGGAGGAAGAGGAGGAGAAGCAGGAAGAGAAGGACGAAGAGGCGCCAACGGAGGAGAAGCAGGAGGAGGACGAACAAGUACAAAUCGAAGAGGUCUACGAGGAGGAGGCGCAAGUGGAGGAGGAGCAGGUAACGGAGGAGACACAGGUCGAGGACAGGUCCGAGAAGUCGGUGCACGAUGAGGAGGGCGAAGACGACGAGUAGAUCUUGCGCUGUAUAAUCGGGAAUAAGAUGUUAUUGUUGUAAUUCGAUUCGAUUGUUUUUUUUCUUUAUCAUUUUUUCACUUGUUCAUCGCUCGUUGGAUAUUUAGCUACGUUGUUGAUUGUACUUUAGGUGAAUGAUGAAUUUUUUUUUCCUUCUGUCAUGUACACGAGAUAUAUUAAUAUACAUACAUAUAUUUUUUUGAUAGUUUGUGAAUGCGACGACUCUUUUCUAGCAAAUACGAAUAUAUAUAAUAUACACAUGUUACGAUGCGCGGACCAAAAUGGUUGGGCCUAAAAGACAGCUUAUGAUAUCUUUAUGAGAGUAUUUGACGAAAAAAUAUUGACAAAGAUGUCCUGAGUAUGUUUAACUGUUUGUUAUUAUUCAAUGUUAAAUGUAUUAUUUAUUGAAAUAUAUUUAACUCGUGAUUCGGUUA